CUGUUUAAAAAAGAAAGAAAAGAAAAAAAAUCAACAUCUACUGAAGCAGGGAUGGGCGGUAUUAAUGCCUUAACCCUGAGGCAGAGACUCUUGUUUUCACAUUACAUGAGUGCAUCAGAAUGACAACAUUGCUUAUCAGUAACUCGUGCAACGUUAUAGACAUUUAAUAGCAACCUGAUUUAAGCAGCCAACCAACGUGUCAGCAAUGGAGAACAGUUUUCGCCAAAAUGAGCCAACAAAAUGAAGUCACACAGUCUUGGAGAAGCGGUUAUUUGGAUGUGUACGAAGGGUCACCGAAGUUUCCCAACUCUUCCAAGUUAAAUGGCACAGAACUCGAGCCACUCCACCUGUCCCGUGCCGUUCCGCUCGGCUUGGCUUUGGGGACUUUCAUCAUCUUCGCGGUGGCUGGAAACAUCUUGGUGAUUUUGUCAGUGAUGUGCAAUAGGCACCUGCGAUCUCCAACUAAUUAUUUCAUCGUUAAUCUCGCUAUUGCCGACUUGCUCCUCAGCACAACUGUGUUACCCGUAUCAGCCACAUUGGAAAUAUUGGAUUACUGGGUGUUCGGGAGGAUUUUCUGUGAUGUUUGGGCAGCGGUUGAUGUGUUAUGUUGCACCGCAUCCAUCAUGAGUCUGUGCGUAAUCUCCAUUGACCGUUAUAUCGGAGUGAGCCAUCCGUUGCAAUACCCCAGCAUCGUGACGGGACGCAGAGCUUUGCUGGCCAUGCUGGGGGUUUGGGUCCUGUCUUUGGUCAUCUCCAUCGGACCCCUGCUAGGAUGGAAGGAGCCUCCGUCACCGGACCACACCGUGUGCGUAAUAACCGAGGAACCCUUUUAUGCGCUCUUCUCAUCGCUCGGCUCCUUCUAUAUUCCCUUAAUUGUCAUUCUAGUUAUGUACUGUCGUGUUUAUGUAGUGGCUAAACGGACAACAAAGAAUUUGGAAGCUGGUGUAAAGACGGAAACCAUGAAUUCAGGUGAAAUAACGCUGAGGAUUCACAGGGGUUCGCAGGUGCACGAGGACGCCGGCGCAGCAGGCAAAGGUCGCGCGCAUCAGGGGAGGAAUUCUCUGACGGUCAAACUUCUGAAGUUUUCCAGGGAAAAGAAAGCAGCUAAGACCUUAGGGGUUGUGGUUGGCAUGUUUACAUUGUGCUGGUUGCCAUUCUUCCUCACUUUACCAAUUGUCGCGUUCAAUGUCAGCCUGCGGCCUCCUGAAACCAUCUUCAAAAUCAUCUUCUGGCUUGGUUACUUAAACAGCUGCCUGAAUCCCAUCAUCUAUCCCUGCUACAGCCGGGAGUUCAAGCUAGCUUUCAUCCGCAUCCUGAAAUGCAGAUGUCACCGCAGGAGACGGCCAGGUUGGAGAGCGUACAACUACCAGGGCUCGCACAUCAACUCCUUCUACUCUCGGCAGGACUCAAAGGACUCUGUGAACUAUGGUAGUUACCUUAAUGGGAGCCAGAGAACCCUGUCCUCUGCCAGCCCCAGCCCUAGUUAUCAUACCAAAGGCCUGUCGCAUUUCCAGGAGGAUGGACCCAGACAUGCCCGGAGCAGGACACCUUCUGUGUUAUCUGAGAGUAUUUUGGAUCAUCAUCUUGAGCCUGUGGAGGAAGAUCCAACGCAUUCUCUAGGCAAUCCAGAUCAAGCUGGUAUCAGAAAUUGGCCUCAAGAACAAUUGAAAAAGUAGGAAUGUGGAACUAGUGGCAUAAGUCUUUUCUUUUUUUUUAAUCACCUUAAAUAUUUCUGUGGUCAGGAAUAAUACAAAUAAAUCAUAUUUCUUUUUAAACUAUUUAAAUCUAACAUACAGCCUGGCAUUAGUGUACAGCACAGUGUGAAUACUUUGGCAUUCUUUAACAAACACAGCAUUAAAGCAAAUUUGCUUCAAUUUUUCAUUAAUGUCCAAUAGUUGUCAUUAAGAUAAUGUAUACAGUAAACUUAAAAAAAUGU
Messenger RNA from Cyprinus carpio (common carp), 1936 nucleotides. Its product is annotated as alpha-1A adrenergic receptor-like. Gene Ontology annotation, biological process: adenylate cyclase-activating adrenergic receptor signaling pathway; positive regulation of cytosolic calcium ion concentration; cell-cell signaling. Gene Ontology annotation, cellular component: membrane. Gene Ontology annotation, molecular function: alpha1-adrenergic receptor activity. The record is from RefSeq and is a predicted model, not a curated record. NCBI's taxonomy places the organism in Eukaryota, Metazoa, Chordata, Actinopteri, Cypriniformes, Cyprinidae.